This is a messenger RNA of Salvia hispanica, 1852 nucleotides long. RefSeq names its product AT-rich interactive domain-containing protein 1-like. The record is from RefSeq and is a predicted model, not a curated record. Gene Ontology annotation, molecular function: DNA binding. NCBI's taxonomy places the organism in Eukaryota, Viridiplantae, Streptophyta, Magnoliopsida, Lamiales, Lamiaceae.
AUGGCAGGAUGGUUGAAGAGAGAGAAUGAUACUCUUCAGGGAGCACAGAAACUGGGGGUUUUGUUCGAUCUAGGAAUAGAAAACAAUGGCGGUUCCGAUGUUAACUGCACCUUCACUAAAUUUCUGAAGGCUUUUUUGGAAGAUGUUUACGGCAUUUCUUGCUUGAGAUCGCUGCCGCCGGUUAUUGGUGAGGGGCAGGUUGUUGAUCUGCUGAAGCUUAAGAUUGUUGUGAAGAAGAGAGGUGGGUAUUGCAGAGUUUCGGAAAACGGGCUAUGGAGCUCGGUAGCUGCUGAUUGUGGGGUUGAUUUGAGGUUUUCAGCUGCUUUAAAGUUGACAUAUGUGAAGUAUUUGGAUUCAUUGGAUAGAUGGUUGAGGAAAAUUGAGAAAUGUAGAGAGGAGGGAGUGAGUGAUAUUGUGGAAAGGUAUCUGGAUUUUAGUCGGUUUUUGAUUGGCUUGGAAUCAGAUCCGAAGGUUUUCAUGUCAAGUAAAAUUGAGAGAGGUGAUGGUUUUGUGGUAGUGAAGAAGAGGGAAUUUGAAGGAAAUAAGGGGUUUGUUGGUAUCGAUGUUAAGGGUGCCGAUGAUAAGUGGAGCAACAAAAAUAGCGUUAGUGAUGAUGUGAAUAUUAUAAGUAAGGGGCAAUCUAUUGAUAAGGGCAGUGAUGGUGAUGAUCUACAAGUGGAUCGGGACUCCAUUAGUAAGAAAAGGAAACUAGAGUGCUACACAGGCACGCUGAAUUGGAUACAUAAAGUUGGAAAAGAUCCUACCAGGGUUACUGUUGAGCCAUUACCUGAAGGGAAGAAGUGGAAAUGUUAUGGGAGUGAGCUGCCGUGGAAGCAAAUUCUCGUUAUUCGUGAGGCAAUGCUUUUGAAAAAGAAUGUCAAUGCAGGGUCUCAACAAUCUGCUUGGCAGAAGAAGCAAAAGAUGCACCCGAGCAUGUAUGAUGACGACCAAUGUGUUUCUGAAAGGUUAAGGUGCAGUCUGAGGGUCCUCUCCUCCAAGGAUCCUUCUCAGAAGUCAAGAAAUCGGGGUGGAGCUGAAUCAUCUUCCUCAGAUUUUCAGACCAACGAGGAUAAUGUUGACUCCCCAAUCUAUUUGAGCAUCUACAGGAAGAAACGAGUCCCCAUAGGCUCAAAUCAUCAAGCAGAUUUGCUCGAGUUCCAAGGUGAGGAUUAUGAAAGUGAAACUAGAUGGUUGGGUACCAAAAUCUGGCCUUUGGAUAAAGCAGAACAAAAGAAGAAAAGCCUAAUAGAAAGGGACCGUAUAGGAAAGGGGAGGCAAGAGUGUUGUGGCUGUCAAUUUGCAGGAUCUCUUGAAUGUGUGAGGUUCCAUAUUAGAGAAAAGAAGCUGAACGUGAAGCUUGAACUUGGCUCCGCUUUUAAUCUAUGGAAACUUGAUAUGAUGGGAGAGGACGUCGCCUUCUCAUGGACAAAUGAAGACCGGAACAAGUUCCAGCAUACAGUGCAGUCCAACCCUCUCUCAUCAGGAAAAUACUUCUGGAACAAACUCUUUAAGCAUUUCCCUCAGAAGGGAAGGGAAGCCUUGGUGAGCUACUACUUCAAUGUCUUCCUUCUCCGAUGUAGAGCCAACCAGAACAGAACCAGCCCGGUCAACAUCAACAGUGAUGACGAGGGGUCAGGAUAUGGGCCGAUUGCUAAUAGAUUUGGUGCUGGUUUGAAUUUUUGUUCCCCAAACAAACCUCAUUUGAGUAGCAGAUAGGUUGCUGAGGGAGGCAUGAAAAGUGCAUUUUUUUUUGUUCGAUAGAAGCUCAUUUUGAUUUCGCAGAGUCAGCCAUGCCCGGUUUGAGGUUCACAAUUGGUUGAGUAUGAUAUGUGAAGGACAAUCAGAAGCAAUU